Meriones unguiculatus (Mongolian gerbil) is the source of this 6419-nucleotide messenger RNA. Its product is annotated as zinc finger protein 883-like. Gene Ontology annotation, molecular function: RNA polymerase II cis-regulatory region sequence-specific DNA binding; DNA-binding transcription factor activity, RNA polymerase II-specific. The coding region runs from base 2604 to 4655 and encodes 683 amino acids. The record is from RefSeq and is a predicted model, not a curated record. Gene Ontology annotation, biological process: regulation of DNA-templated transcription. NCBI's taxonomy places the organism in Eukaryota, Metazoa, Chordata, Mammalia, Rodentia, Muridae. The transcript is spliced from 5 exons.
GGUGUGUGCGGCUCUGGGUACAGGCGUGAGUAGGGGUCUCGGGUGGAUGUGAAGAUCAGUGGGGCGGCCCGGGAAAGUCACCAGUCAGCAAUACAGUGGCGAGAUAGCAGCCCUGGAGCCUCUCAGUGUUGCUGACGCACAGUGAAGAGGGACAUGCCUGGACCCUGCUCAUAGGGUUUUGUCCUGGAAUCAAAAAUUGAGGAAUUGCAGCAGUCUGGUUUCUGUGGGGAGUGGCACCGUGAGGAGUUGCGGUCUUGUUGGAGUAGGUGUGUCGGAAGUGCGUCACUGUGGGGGCGGGCUUUGAGGUCUCCUAUGCUCCACCCAUGCCCAGUGUGGCACACAGUCUCCUUCUGCAGCCUUUGGAUCAAGAUGUAGCACUCUCAGCUCCAACUCCAGCACCACGUCUGCCUGCGCACCGCCAUGCUUCUCGCCGUGACGAUAAUGGACUAAACCUAUGAAUGUGUAAGCCAGCCCCAGUUAAACAUUUUCCUUUAUAAGAGUUGGCGUGGUCAUGGUGUCUCUUCACAGCAGUGGGAACCUUAAAUAAGACAAUGGGAGAAAAAAAAUCUAUUUUCAGUGAAAGGCAAAAACAAAACACAAAACACUUGUUCUUACAGAGGACCUGGAUUUGUUUCCUGCAAUCUACAUGAUAGUUCACAGUUGUCUGUAAUUCCAGGUCCAGUGCAUCAAAUGCACUCUGAUCUCUGUGGGCACCAACAUUCACAUGGUGCACAUUUAUACAUGCAGGGCAAACAUUCAUACACAAUAAAUAAAUAAAUAAAUAAAUUAAAAAUUAAAGAAUACACAAUGUGCAUACACAGAUGCGCUGGCUUCUGUGCUUUUUAUUCUGAUGACUGCCUUUUUAAACAGAUAUUCAUUAACUUUAUUUUACACUACUUGUGUGUGCACACACUACAUGUGUGUAUUUCCUAUGAAGAUUAGAAGAGGCAUCAGACGCCCUGGAACUGUGGUUACAGGGUAUGGUAAGCUGCCAUGUGAGCCCUGGGAACUGAAACCCAGAGCUGCUGACAGAGAAGUACGUGCUCUUAGCCACUGAGCUCUCUCCAGCCCCUCAUUAACCUCUGUUUUCAUUUUGUUGUUUGUUUGUUGUUGUUGUUUUCCACCCCACGAUAGGGUUUCAAAACAAACAAAGUUCUGGCUCUCCUAGAACCAGCUGUGCAGACCAGGUGGCCUCAAACUCCUGCCUCUGCCUUCUGAGUGCUGAGUGCUCCCACCGCCCACCUGAUCUGGGUAGUUAUGACCUGGUUUCCGUGUAACGUUUAGAAAGUGUUUUCUUCUUUUGAAGACUGUCAGUAUUUUGCACGUGGUUCUGUCAACUGCUGUCAUUGGUAGUAAAACCAUUUACAUCAUGGCAGUUUUCACAAUCAGUGUGCAUAGAAGUUAAUUUUCUUCUUCCGUGUUCUGAAUUUUCAUUACAGACGCUAUUGAAGUCGUUAGUUAAGCUUAUUCCUAGCUCUUUUGUGUGUGCAUGCGUGUGUGCGUGCGUGUGUGUAGCCCUGGCUGUCUUGGAACUCAGCCUGUAGACCAGGCUGGCCUCAAACUCAGAGAUGCACCCAAAUGCUGCCUCCCGAAUGCGGGGAUUAAAGAUGUGUGCCACCACUGUCUCAUUCCUUGGUCUUUUUAGAGCUGUUAUGAAUGGGUUAUUUUCCUACUUUGAUUCACAACACCCCAUUAUUGGUACAUUAAAAAAAAAAGAAUUACUUUUCUAUUUUAAUUGUGUAUUCUUCAAUAUUAUUUGAAGCAUCUGUCAAGUGUAAGAGUUUCUGAUGGUGUCUGUUGGAAGUUUUGUGUCUAUAAUCAUAUCAUUCUUCCCUAUUUGUAUGUCUUUUUUUUUUUUCAAAUUUCUUAGCUUUUAUAAUUCUUUAUUACGUAAAACUGCAGAGCGCAUGCAUCUUUUUCUUGUUACAGCUUCUGAAGCGAUACUAUCCAUUUCUUUCUUUCUGCUAUAAUGUUGGCCUAGGAUUGAGACAUAUACCUCUUACUGUGUUGAGCUGGGUUCCAUUUAUUCUUAGUUCUCUUAGAAGUUUUAUCACAAAUUUUGUUAAACUUUGUCCAAUGACGUUUCCAUGCUCUACUGAGAUUUUUAUCACAUGAUUUUUAUUCCCUGUCAUAUUUUUGAUACGGCUGCUUGGAUUGUAGGUAGUGUUUUUGUUCUUUCCUUGUUAUAAUUAGUAGUUUUCUGGUUUGAUGUGUUGGAUAGACAGAGUCGGUUACUCCCCAGCUCUCCUCUAUUCCUCGCAUGAAGUAUUUUAUUUCCUGUACUUUCCUGGAUAAUUCCUUUCUACUGUUCUGGGUAUAUUUUGCCUCUGUUAUCUGCAGUGACUUGAGUGGAAUGAGAUGUGUUAAUUCAUGAAUAUCUUCAAAUGCACUUCUCUCUCAAUUUUCAGAGAAAUUUUCUGGCUGCAGUAAGAUGGUUGACAGUUACUUUCUGGUUUUGGGGUCUUUUUAUGUGGUUUGACAAUGUUCCUUAACAGAGUUUAGCAUUAGCUUUUGUUUUGCAUUUUUGACACCUGAUAUGAAAGGGCAAGAAGGUCCAGUCAUUGUUCCUGAAACAGAAACUCAGAGCAGAGCAACAGGAAGAAAUGGCCACUUCUUCAGUAAGAGCAUCCCAGGCUCUGCUCAAGUUUGGGGAUGUGGUUCUAGAUUUCUCCCAGGAGGAGUGGGAAUGCCUGGACUCUGCUCAGAGGGCUCUGUACAUUGAUGUGAUGUUGGAGAAUUACAUCAACUUCGUCUCUGUGGAGAACCAUCACACGUGCGGUAAAAAGGAGAAGGUCUCAGAUCAAGACCCAAAGCAUAUUGUCCAUCAGCAUGUGAAUGUCCAAGAGAAGUUUUACAGAUAUAAGGAGUGUGGCGAAAUGAUUUGUGGAUCCUCCCAAUGUACGUCUUAUAACACAAGUGAUACUGCAGAAGACUGCAGCAAGGACACAGGUGGUAACCACCUGGAUGCCAGUGAGCCCUCAACCCUAAACAGACCGAGAAGUAUGCACACUGGAGAAGAACUGCUCAAAUAUAAGGACUGUGGCAAGUGUGUAAGUCUAUGUUCCAGCAUUAGUCUGAAUCAGAGUUUCCACACGGAAACCCUGUGUGGAAAGGUAGAGCACGAGUGUACAGAAAGUGACGGACUUUCGGGCUCUGCACACAGACUUGUGCAGCAAAGAAUCCAUAGUGGAGAGGGAGCACACAACUGUGGGAAGUGCUUCAGGAGCUGCUCAAGCCUCAGGACACAUCAUAGGCUUCAUGCUGGAGAGAAGCCGUGGAAAUGUAAAGAGUGUCCUAAGUCCUUUAGGUGGUUUUCCCACCUGAAAGCCCACUGCAGAAUCCACACUGGAGAGAAACCUUACAAAUGCAGUGAGUGUGAUAAGGGCUUCUCUCAGUUAUCUAGACUUAAGAGCCAUUAUAAAACCCACACUGGAGAGAAACCUCACAAAUGUGAGGAAUGUGGUAAGAGCUUUUCUCGGCUGUCAAGACUUAAAAGCCAUUACAGAAUCCACACAGGAGAGAAACCUUACAAAUGUAAGGAAUGUGGCAAAUCUUUUACCCACUGCACAGGUCUCAGUACACAUCAGAAAAUUCAUACCAGGGAGAAACCCCACAAAUGCAAGGACUGUGGUAAAUGCUUUUAUCUGUUGUCAGCACUUAAAGAACAUUACAGAGUCCACACUAGAGAGAAGCCUUAUAAGUGCAAAGAAUGUGGUGAGUCCUUUCACUGGUUGUCAGGCCUUAAAAGCCACUACAGAAUCCACACUGGAGAGACAUCUUACAGAUGUGGAGAAUGCGACAAAUCAUUUUCUCAAUUAUCAAGACUUAAAAGCCACCAGAGGACCCAUACCGGAGAAAAAUCCUGCAAAUGCGUGGAAUGUGACAAAUAUUUUACCUGCUGCUCAGCUCUUAAAAGACACCAGAAAAUUCAUACUGAUGAAAAGCCCUACAAAUGUGAAGAGUGCAGCAAAUCCUUUUAUGUGUUCUCACACCUUAAGAGCCACUGCAGAACCCACACUGGAGAGAAACCUCACAAAUGUGAGGAGUGUGGUAAGAGCUUUUCUCAGCUCUCAAAACUUAAAAACCAUUACAGAAUCCAUACUGGAGAGAAACCUUACAAGUGUAAGGAAUGUGACAAAUCCUUUGCCCAUUGUACAGCGCUUAGUACACACCAGAAAAUUCACACUGGAGAGAAACCCUACUCAUGCAAAGACUGUGGUAAAUGCUUUUAUCUGUUGUCAAGACUUAAAGAACAUUACAGAGUCCACACUGGAGAGAAACCUUACAGUUGUAAAGAGUGUGGCAAGUUCUUUCAUUGGCUGUCAAACCUUAAAAGACAUUCCAGGAUCCAUACUGGAGAGACACCUUACAGAUGUGGAGAAUGCAACAAAUCGUUUACCCACUGCUCCAGUCUUAAGGCUCAUCAGAAAAUUCAUGCUGGGGUGAAACCCUAUAAAUGUGAAGAGUGUGGCAAGUCCUUUUAUUGGCUGUCAAACCUUAAAACCCAUUCCAGAACCCACACUGGAGAGAAACCUUACAGAUGUGGUGAAUGUGACAAAUCCUUUACCCAGCGUUCUCUUCUCACAAAGCACAACAGGGUCCAUACUGGAGAGAAACAUGAAUGUAAGAAACAGGUGAGAGCUUUGAAUGAAUGAUCAAAUCAUCGAGAAUACCAGGAGUUUAAAGUAAUUCAUAAGGACCACGUGUAGUCAGAAAGCUCAUACCAGAAAGAAAUUACAUGACUCUUCACUGUUGUGAAAUCCUCAGGUCGUGCACAUUAAACAUUCCACACUACAGAGCUCAAGAAAUGCAUUGACUUUUUCCAACACCUUUAUCUAGUGUUAAAAGUGUAGACACAACGGAAAACUCAUCCUAUUCACCUUCAAAAUGUUCAUUCUGGAGUGAACCCCUACAAGUAGCAAGAGGAGGAGACGCGUUGAAGAGAUAACCUGUGGAUGUGACCGAUGCACACACACAGCCAGGAAAUCCCAAAGAGUGUGCAGGAAAAUUCAGCACCUAGGAAAGCUGGAGAAGUGUUUAGUUCAACGGAAAAGCAGUGAUUCAUUCAUACAGAAACACUAAGACGCAAUAGACAUUAGACAAACCAGGGUGUUGCAAAGAGGAAACCAAGUGAGUAAGUGAAUUUGUCAUGCAUUUGAGUGGAGAAGGAUAUUUCUAUUUGAGUAAAUAUGAAAUUAUUCUUACUAACAUUUUUGGUAAUACUAGUAUUGGAAUUUGCUAAAAUGUAAACACGGUAGGUUUUUUGCUUUUAUUUUUUCUUUUACGCUCAGAUAUAUCUAUGCUGUCUUGCUUACAGAUUUUUUAUGAUGUGUAUCAAUUGUUGGUGCCUUUAGCACUGAUGAAUCUGAGGCAGGAGUGAUGAAGUUAGUGAGUAACUGGCCACUAGCCAUUUGGCAAUGCCAACCAUCUAGAUAGACUUCUUAUGGCAAAUUUUAUCUCCCUGGGUCAGAGCUCCUCUUCAGACAGAUGGUGCACAGACCAAAGCCCCUCUGCUUAAUGACCUCUUGGUAACUACACUAGCCGGUGACAGUGUUCUGGUGCCAGGGAGAAGGCUGCCAUUGUGUGCUCAUGCAGACCACUCUUUUUUUUUCACCACUUUUUCCACAUUGUUUUCUUCAUUGGUUCACUAUUUAAGGUACAGCCGUUGGCAUCAGAGCAGCUUUCUGUCUUGAAACCCCCCUGGCUUCAGGAAGUUUUCUUCCCCAUCAUUUGGAACACAUGGUGGCUGAGUGUUCUGCUCUGCUGGAGUUGUUUUCCUUGUGUGGGCAGGAUUCUGAGAUCCUAGCAUACAGGUGCAGCCAUUAGAGCCUGCUGCCUGCUGUUCCUAGGAAUCUACUGUCUGUCAGUAAGACAUCAUUAAUAUCAUUUGUUCCGUGAAGAAUCAGUAGCCUAAGCAAGCGUUGUUACUGUAACACAAGUGGAUAUGAGCUUUAUUUUGCAGAAGGAAGAACACACUUACAUUUGAGGUAAAUAUGCUGAACACCAAGAAGAGAAAGGGCUGUCUUAACCUUCAGCAUACAAAGGCAGGGGGAUCUCAAAAACAUAUUUUACAAAUAUCUCUCUCUCUCAAAAAAAAAAAAAGGCAAAUCCAUGGAACCGAUUUCUAUCUGGGUGUCCUCAAUGAAAUUUAUGUUGAAAAAUAGAGAUAUCAGAGGAAAAUAAAAUCUAAUCUUAGAAAAUGUAUAGUUGUAUUGAACAAUGCACACUAUGAAACUCACACCUUUGCUUUCUUUGAAAAUGGUGAAUAAUACCUAUAGGUUUCCCUAUCUUAGUAAAGUAGCAUUUCUCCUGUUGUAAUCUACAUUUUCUGAAAAACCACUUGUGUUUUUGAAUGUUCCACAACUCUGUGUAAGGUGAUUUUUGAAUAUAAAUAAAAAUGUCUGUAUUUAAUGUUUUUA